AUGAUGGGCAAGUGUCGCCUAGCUGCUUCGCCUUGUUUUCUCCUCUUUUUGUUGGCUCUCCUCGCCGCAUCCCGCGGAGCUUCCGCGGUUCGGUUCACGCUAGACCAGUUCGAGUGCCUGACCUACUACGUGCAUUACGUCGGCGACGAAGUGCAUGGUAACUUCGUCGUCGUCAGUUCGCAAACGUGGGGCGAAUGGGAGUCGCUGGGCGUCGACAUCGUUGUGGAGGACCCUGAGGGAUACCACGUGCACUCGGCGCAGGGUCAGACGGAGGGCGUGUUUUCAUUUGAGUCGAUGCAGGAGGGCGACUACAAGGUGUGCUUCACCAACAAGUCGCCCAUCAACGAGGAAAUUGUAUUUGAGCUGCACGUGGGCCACCACUACAGCGAAAAGGAGCUCGCCAAGGAAGAGCACGUGGAGCAGACGAGGGACAAGGCGAAGAACCUGUACGAGCGGGUGAUGGUGCUGUCCUUGCAUGCCAAGUUCCGCCACUCGCAGGCGCAGAGGCUCAACGAACUGGCCAAGACCACCACAGCAAGGCUCAUCUUCAAGACGGCCGUCCAAUCAGGCGCGCUCAUUCUUUGCAGCUCUAUCCAGGUCUAUCUGUUGCACCGUCUCUUUGAACGCAAGCUGGGGAGAUCCUUUGUGUGA
Closterium sp. Yama58-4 is the source of this 651-nucleotide messenger RNA. Lineage: Eukaryota; Viridiplantae; Streptophyta; Zygnematophyceae; Desmidiales; Closteriaceae. The record is from the annotation of a GenBank genome assembly.